Messenger RNA from Vicia faba (fava bean), 1428 nucleotides. NCBI's taxonomy places the organism in Eukaryota, Viridiplantae, Streptophyta, Magnoliopsida, Fabales, Fabaceae. The record is from the annotation of a GenBank genome assembly.
AUGGUUGAAGAAGCUCCUACUGCAUCCGAGACUUCCGUUACAAUGCCUCAAACUGUGGAAACUGUAACGGUCGUCGACGAAACCCUAAUCCAUGGCGACAAGAACGGAAUCACUGUCAACGCUGCCGUGGAUUCCGCCGCGGUGUCGGAAACUUCUGCUCUGGUGUCCGGUAGCGAUGGUCAGAAGUCUCUGGACAUGGCUGUUGAGUUGAUGGAUAAGGGAAACAAGGCUAUGAAAGAGAACGAUUUUGCUGAGGCAGCUGAUAACUAUAGCCGUGCUCUCGAGAUCAGAGUGGCCCAUUAUGGUGAACUUGCUCCUGAGUGUGUCCACACUUACUACAAGUAUGGCUGUGCACUGUUAUACAAGGCUCAGGAGGAAGCCGAUCCUUUGGGUGCUGUUCCCAAGAAGCAGGAUGGUUCCCAACAUGGCUCUAAUAAAGAAGGACCUGUGAAGAGUGCUCUGAAUGCUGAAUCCUCCACUGCAUCUUUUCCAAGCAAUGCUGAGCAGGAUGUGACUUCAAAUAACCCGGAGUCAGAAGUGGAUAAUGUGUCUGGUAAGAACGACCAGCAAGAUGAUGAGGAUAGUGACGCCGAAGGCUCGGCAGAAGAUGACGAAGAUGAGUCUGACUUGGACUUGGCUUGGAAAAUGCUUGAUAUUGCUAGAGCCAUUGUUGAAAAGCAAUCUGUCAGUACUAUGGAACAAGUGGAUAUAUUGUCAACAUUGGCAGAUGUUGCUUUGGAAAGAGAGGAUUUUGAAACAUCUCUCUCUGACUACAAGAAGGCACUAUCCAUCUUAGAACAGCUGGUGGAACCUGAUGAUAGAAAUAUUGCUGACUUAAAUUUCCGUAUAUGCUUGUGUUUGGAGGUUGGCUCUAGGCCUGAAGAAGCUAUUGCUUAUUUAGAGAAGGCUACAUCUGUUUGUAAGGCACGUUUACUUCGUCUCACAAAUGAAGUAAAGAGUUUUUCAGAUUCUACAUCUCCUGCAUCCAAGUUAGAGCGGGAUGAACUAACAUGCCCUGGAUCUGAGUCUAAUAACUCAAUUGUGGAUAAACAAGCAGAAAUUGAAACUCUCACAGGUCUCUCAAGUGAGCUGGAAAAGAAGCUUGAUGAUCUACAACAGUUAAUCUCAAACCCAAAAUCAAUUCUCGCUGAGAUCCUAGGAAUAGCAGCUGCCAAGGCAGGCAAUGGAAAGGAACCAUCUCAAGGAAGAGUGAGCUCCACACAGUUGGCUACUGCCCACAGCAGUGGAGGUUUUGACUCCCCAACCUUUUCAACCGCUCACACCAAUGGAUCUGCUGGAGUCACACACCUUGGUGUGGUAGGAAGAGGAGUUAAGCGAUCAUCAAAUACAAGUGUGGCAGAAGCUGGCAUACCCAAGAAACCAGCAUUAGAAACAACCGAAGACAAAGGCGAUGGUGGCAACGCAUGA